This is a messenger RNA of Seminavis robusta, 2286 nucleotides long. The record is from the annotation of a GenBank genome assembly. NCBI's taxonomy places the organism in Eukaryota, Bacillariophyta, Bacillariophyceae, Naviculales, Naviculaceae.
AUGUCAUCCCGCAGCAGCCGCAGUGCUGCCACUUCUGCCGCCAGCCGUCGCAGUCGCAGUACGCGGACGGCCACCCAACAACGAACGGGACAAUCCUUGGCAGCACGGGGGAGUAGUAGUCGCAAUAAUAAUAAGAACAAACGUACUCCCAUUGCUACCGACACCGUAACACGAAAAUGGACCCAAGUCCAACGACCUCCGGCCAUGGGAGUCGGAUUUACCAUUCCGACAUGGGUUCCCAUCGAAUCAUUGACGCCAGCAGAAGCACUCGACUACAAUCGAAAACAAGAAGAAAAAGUGGCACGGCAACAAAAGGAAAAGGAAUUAUUACUGGCCGCCAUGGCAGCCGCAGCAGCCCAACAAGCAGUCGAGGCUGUCAAGAAACAAGAGACUGAAGAGCAAGAAAAGACAAAAGCAGAAGAAAGCAAUUUACAAAAGGAUGGGGAUGUUGUUAUGAUGGAACAACAAGAUGGGGAUGGGAACAAGCAAGAAACCAAGGAUAGUUUGGAAAAUACAGACAAGGAUGCAUUGACAGAAUCGAAGGAAGGGGAAAACGACAUUGCAAACGACACAGAUACACAAGAUACUGAAGAAAAAGAAUCGCAGGAACCUCCCACCAAACGAGCUAGAUUUGAGGAGCCACCCAAAAGCACAGAAAUAGAAGCCAACAAUAGUGCAGAAAGCGAAGUCAACAUUACAGAAACUGCCAACAACACAGAAACUUCCAACGUGGACAAUGAUGCAUCGAUGGAAUCAAAGGAGGAGGAAAAUGACACCGCAAAAGACACAGAAACAGAAGAUGCUCAGGAAGAAGAAUCGGAGGAACCACCCACCAAACGUGCUAGAUUUGAGGAACCUACCACAACAACCACCGACACAGAAGCAAACAAUAAUAAUACAGAAACAGAAAUCAUGGAGGUAGAAGAGUCUACGAAUACUGGUAGCCAAGGAGAUGAUCCAAAACCAGCAGCCAAAGAAGAACAGGAUCUCACCGCAAAAGAACCUAGUAGUGGUGCUCCGGACAACAACAACAACAACAACAACGAAAACGACAACAAUGAGAAAGGCGAAAUGGAGGUAGAAGGGUCUACGAUUACUGUUCAAGGAGAUGAAUCAAAAGCAGCAGCAAAAGAAGAGGAUCUAGCAAAAGAUGAAGAGGAUUCCAGCGCAAAAGAGCAAUUUAGCAGUGCGCAGGACAACAACAACAACGACAAUAGUAAAGAAGACAACAAUGAACAAGAGGAGAAAGACGCACAAGAAGAGCCUGAGGACACUGAUCAAUUUGAUGACGCUGAAGCGGCGGAGCAGGACGUGGUGACCGAAGAAAAUCAACAACAACAAGAGGAACAAGAAAAGUCAACAACGACAGCAGACGACAAGCCCAGUGAAACUGGGGUUGCUCAGGACGAUGAUGACAACGACAAAGAAGGAGAAGGCGAACAAACAACCUCAGCAUUAGAAGUAGAGGAUCCCAUUGAAGAUGGGGCGCAGGACAAGGGCGCAGACAAAGAAGUUUCGGACAAACAACCAGAAGCAAGUGAAAUCGAAGAGGCCAGUGAAGAACAAGCUAGUGUUGGUCAAGGCAAUGAGGAAGACAAUGACAACGAAAAUCCUGACGAACAACCAGAAGAAAACGAAGCAGAGGAGGUCAGCGAAGAACAACCCAGCGGCGGCCAAGGCAAUGACGAUGACAAUGACAACAAGGAAGAUCCUGGGGAACAAGCAGAAGAAAUGGAGGCAGAGAAGGCCAGUGAAGAUCAACCUCCUAGUGUUGGCCAAGGCAAUGACGGCGACAAUGACAACAAGGAAGAAAUUCCGGAGGAACAACCAGAAGAGAAGGAAGCAGAGGAGGCCAGUGAAGAACAACCUAGUGGCGGUCAAGGCAAUGACGACGACAAUGACAACAAGGAAGAUCCUGGGGAACAAGCAGUGGGCGAAGACGAAGACGUAGAAGAAACUACAAUAUAGUUUUCUUGUUUACCAGAUACCAGAUUCAGUGCUUUUCAUCUCCAACAGUUUUUUCAAUUUUCACCUCGUGCGCGUGUUACUUCAUUAGCCUCGAAAAUUCAUCUUUGAGGUAUCCGAAUCUACUCCCUUAUUCUAUGUACUUGGCGUUGGAGGCAAACUGGCAACACACUUGAAAAACAAUAGUUGAAGGACAUUCACUACGAUCUACCUCCAGGUGAAAGUAUUGCUGAUUGUCUCAUGGAUUGAUUUCUUGUUUGAGCGUCUGGGACCAACAGAACUGAUUGAAGCGAUCAUCGCUGGCGAACAAUCGUAGCAAUU